Molecule: messenger RNA, 3569 nt
Organism: Mizuhopecten yessoensis (Yesso scallop)
Lineage: Eukaryota; Metazoa; Mollusca; Bivalvia; Pectinida; Pectinidae
Product: protein lin-28 homolog
Exons: 4
Coding region: 408-923 (171 amino acids)
Molecular function (GO): zinc ion binding; nucleic acid binding
Source: RefSeq, a predicted model, not a curated record
ACGUGUAAGCAAGUAGCUCCGCCGCUUAUCGCCUUGGUCUGAAGAUGUGAUGGUCAGUGAUAGAUAGAUGACCUAGUAAGAGAAUGGUCAUCUCGCUAAUUGACCGCUAGCUGGCCUUAGGGGGAGGAUAAUGGAAACAACACCACGGAAUAAGGGGUGAAAAGACACUGCCAGGCAUUAUAAUGUUUGGGAUAUUGAAAUGAAGUGUUUCUCCGUAUGUGGUAUAUGAUAUAUCAUACAAGUUUUAACUAAACGCCUGCAGGCAUGCAGUUAGUGUAAAACCAACGAUACUGUUCAAAUAAUCUUCAAGACUCAAGGAGUUAUAUCACUGGAUAAAAUGAACAUGUAUGUAAUCCAUCUACAAGCCUCUGGCCCUGACAGACCAAGCUGCCGAUGAAGGCAGUGCGAUGGACGAUUAUGGAGGAGGAGGACGAAGGAGGGGAAGAUGUAAGUGGUUCAAUGUUGCUAAAGGAUGGGGAUUUGUAACACCUGAUGAUGGUAGCCAGGAUGUCUUUGUUCACCAGUCGGUCGUGCACAAGUCUGGAUUCCGGAGUUUGGCAGAUGGGGAGGAGGUUGAGUUUGAAAGCAAACCUUCCGAUAAAGGUGUGGAGGCGACGUUUGUUUGCGGCCCCUCGGGAUCUGAGUGCAGGGGAAGUGACAGAAGACCUCUUUCACGAAAGAAAUUCAGAAAAAUAAGGUGCUACAAUUGCGGUGAUCUAGGGAACCAUAUAGCGGCUAAAUGCCCUCAUGGUCCCUUACCAAAACGCUGCCACAACUGCAAGUCUGUCGACCAUUUGAUUGCUGAUUGCCCAAUGAAGGAACCAGUGAAACGGUCGCGUAAUGAUACAAAUGGCGGAGGAGCUUCCGGUAUGGGAAAUGGGCACGAAGCGGAUCACGGUAGUAAUAUGUUUUACCCCGUUUGAUGACAAGAGAUGACUACUGAUUCCACUUUCAGCAGGUAUUUUGUGUGAUUCAUGAACAAAUGAAGUCAUCUUUUAGUGCUCUGGAUGUGAAGAGGAGACUAUAGAAAAGUUACAUAUGCCUAUAACGGUUAAAAGGAGAUCACCAAGUCAGUCAAAUGUUACGCACAUUUUGUUUUCAAAAGUCGUAUUUUUUAAAUUGACAAAUACAACUACUUCAUCUUGAUAACUAUUUCGAUUGUGUUUCUUAUUUCGAGAAAUAAGGUUUCGUCUGAAGCCUGGUUGUCCAAGCAGUUUUCCUACCAAAAAAACGGCAAUUUCAAUAUCAUUUUCAUUCUGUGAUAAUUAAAAUAUUGAAAUUGUAAUAUCUAAAUCAACAUAUACGAGGAUUUUUAGUAGUCCUCUGAUAAUAAGAAACAUCAAUAUUAGUAGAUGAAGCUUUGAAAUAUAAGGUCAUGUGAUUGUUUACUACCAUAUCUAAUCCAGUGUAUGGGCUUGGGUAUCGGACUGAGAGUGAUGUAGACAGUGAAGCGAGCAGUUGUCUUUCUGUGACUUUUUAAUCAACGUGACCUACCUCAUCAACGUUAUUUGAAUUCCGUAUAAUAUGAUCUAUUUGUAAUGUAAGUUGUUAUUUUCGUGUUAUUGGUCAGAUAACUUGUGUUCGUUUUAAUGAUGUAUAAACAUGUGUUUGUCAGGAAAUUUUCAAGAAUUCAAAUCACGUUUAAACACAAUUUAGUUUGUCCAGUAGUAAUAAAAUGUCAAAAACGAAAUUAGGGAGAGAGAUAAAAUACAAUGAAGUUUAUUGUACAUCCUAUUUUUAACUCAUUGUUCUCUAGGAGCUAUAUUAAGCCGCUGGUGAUUUUUGUUUUGUGCGUUUUUUGACUAUUUGAUUACCUGUGAAUUUUUCCUGAUUAACAAACUUGAAAACAAUAUUUAACCUUUUUCCAAACCUACCUCAUAUUUGUGGGGUUGCUAUGUUGUGAGUUGAAGCAUGUCGUAUUUGUAUACGUUUUUGAUACCGGAGUUAUUAUUUUGCAUUACCGUUCUUACAAAACAAGAGAGAUUUAAACGAGAGAAGUCACGCCCACGAAUAAUUCACGACUGUGUGUAUACUUAGAAUUUUUCAUAGAAUUUUUAAAAUUGGUUUAUGUUAUUUUUCUAGGUGCUUUAUGAUACAAGACGUGACAUCUGUUUAUAACAUUUACAGGGUCAGUUUUAUCCUGGUGACAAAUCAUAGAAGAAUUAACAAUAAAACAUAUACCAAAACACGAUAGUGAAGUGCAAGGCAGCUGUCUAAUAAUAAGAGUCUAGGUGGAAUUAUCAUAACAAGAGUUCAGAAAUAUUCAUGACGUUUGUGGAAAUAUUAUACAAAAUUAUAACUACAAUAUAACAGAGCUACAGAAGACAGAAGACCAAAGCAAGAUUAUUCUUGAGUUAUUCUUGAGUUAUUUUUCAAUAUAUUUGUUAUGAUUUAAUGGUGCUUGUCGAAACUAGUCAAGCGUCGAUUUGAUACAAACACAAAUAUUUUGUUUUACUUUAAUUAUUCGUUUGUGGAAGAAGAUUUUCAUUUGAUCAUAUUUCAUUGUAUUUCCAUUCCUAAUAUCAAACAUUUUAUGUGGAUCACGUGAUCAAAUAUUUUGUGUGUCACAUGAUCAAAUAUUUUGUUUGUCACGUGAUCAAAUAUUUUGUGUCACGUGAUCAAACAUAAUAUAUAUGUAUCACGUGAUCAAAUAUAAUAUAUAUUUAUCACGUGAUCAAGCAUUUUAAGUGUGUAACACGUGUUUUCUCGAAUUGAUCUAAUCUCUGGUGUUUCCUGUAUCUACCAAACAAUUACGGGAUCAGGUCAAUAUCAAGCAAACAUAACCAUUCUUCCUUUAAAACUAAGAUACAAUGGUGACAUAUCUAUUUUGAAAGAAUGUAAAGCGAUGUAGGUAUAAUUUUUUGUGUGGACGUAGAAAAUAUUAUGACUUAUUUUUCGACAAGAACUAUAUUGCAAGUGACCUAAAAUUUGACAUAUUUGUGUUCUAUAAAGAAUCCAGUUUCCUGCUUAUUUGUGUGGUAUGUUGCAAAUGAUAAUCUACUGCCAUUUCAUACGCUAUUAGGUACUGAUCAAUUUCAAUUUUUGGGUGUCCAAUUAUUUGACGUUAGUUAAAACAUUUAUUAUUGGUUAUUAUAUACUGUUGUAGAUGUUUGAAGUAUACCCUGCUACAUUUCGCAUUGUCCUUGAUUGAAAAUAUGCACGAAGCAUACUCUAUGUACCAUUGAUAAUGGUGAUUUUCCAAUCAAUUUCUUCGCACUAAAAUAAACGCAAGACUAUUACCACAAUAUAACAUUUUAUUAUAUAUCUAUAUCGUCAUCAUUAUAAAAACAAAUAUUCCGCAUAUUUUAUCUUCAAGUGUGAUGUCGACAUUUUUUAAUUUGAACAAAUGUUUGAAAUUCAGUGACAAACACAGUGUAUCUCAAAUCUGGUCGGUUGAUAUAUAAGGAUGUUUUAAGUGUCAUGUGGAAGGUUUUGUAAGUAAUUUAGAGAUUUUUCUUUAACAAAGAAUGAUCAUCAUGAUGUGAAUAUUGAAUUUGAUUAAAGAAUUGUGAACCAAUGCGUCUUUAUGUGGUUUACAACUACCGGCAAAUAAGUGCUAUGUUUCUUAC